Molecule: messenger RNA, 648 nt
Organism: Atta colombica
Lineage: Eukaryota; Metazoa; Arthropoda; Insecta; Hymenoptera; Formicidae
Exons: 4
Coding region: 1-648 (215 amino acids)
Biological process (GO): sensory perception of smell; detection of chemical stimulus involved in sensory perception of smell
Cellular component (GO): plasma membrane
Molecular function (GO): olfactory receptor activity; odorant binding
Source: RefSeq, a predicted model, not a curated record
AUGAACGCCAAUUGGAGUCACUAUUAUGAUGUCAUUAAGAAAGUAUCAUCAUUGUCCGGCCAGUGGCCCUAUCAGAGACCAAUAUUGAGAUUGUUUUGUGUAAUUUUAAUAACUUUGAGCACGAUUUCAAUGAUUAUUCCACAGAUAGCUAAAUUUGUUAGGUGCGACGGAAACUUGCAAUGCAUUUUUGAAACUAUGACGUCCUAUAUGUUAACAACCGUAACAUUGAUCAAAUUAUAUACAUGUUACUUUAACCGAUGUAAAAUAAAAAUUCUCAUUGAUCAAUUAAUCAUUGACUGGAACGAAUUGGAAACACCAGAAGAAUACGAAAUUAUGAAAAAAUAUGCCAAGAAUAGCAGGAGAUAUUCCUUGGGAUACUCGUUGUACUGCUAUUUUGCUGUGUAUGUGUUUAUGUCUGUGUCUCUCAUACCACAAAUAUUGGAUGUCGUUUUACCUCUCAAUGAAUCUCGUCCUAUACUGCCGACAUAUCCAGGUUAUUACUUCAUUGAUGAGAGAAAAUACUUCUUCUAUAUCUUUUCACAUGCUAUCAUGGCUUGGGAAAUUGCUAUGACUGGAAUAGUCACUCACGACUGCAUGCUUCUAACUUACAUCGAACAUGUCUGCAGUAUUUUCGCUCUAGUUGGGUAA